AUGGCGGCUAAGAGAGGAGCCAUAAACAUAUACAGAGCUUCCUUUUUACACAGAGAUCACAACAACAGUGCUCGAUCAGUUGCUGAUGGAGUCAGCAUCAUCAAUAGCUCUCGUCACUUCUCAUCACACGGAAACAACGGAAGAGAGGAGUCAAAGCAAGAGGGAAUGGGGACAACUACAGAUGGCAAAGCUCCGAAUGUGACAUUGAGUCAUGCCGCUGACACAGCCAAAGAGGGAUUGGAACGAGCCACCGAUGCAGCCACCAAGGAGAGUGGAGAUGUGGGCAAGCGGAAGAGUGCAGAGAAUGAAGGAGGUGAACAAGAGAAAGUAGCUGUGGGUGAGGAUGGAACUGUCGAAGGCCAAAAUCAGUCCUCAGGGUGA
Messenger RNA from Microthlaspi erraticum, 381 nucleotides. The record is from the annotation of a GenBank genome assembly. NCBI's taxonomy places the organism in Eukaryota, Viridiplantae, Streptophyta, Magnoliopsida, Brassicales, Brassicaceae.